GAAGCAAGUCCACUUUUCCCGAAACCGAAGCGAAUAAGUACGUUAGAACAUAUUCAAGCCCUUCUUCGGUACUGUCAAAAUCAGUGGGUAUGGUUCACAUUGGGAUUCGUUUUCCUUGUGAUUUAUGCUGUCGCUCGUGUGUUUAUUCCAAACUUUACUGGUCAAGUGAUAGCGAAUAUUGUUAAGAAGGCUGGAGUGGCUUCGUUGGUUCGCUCUGUAACCAUCAUGGGUCUUCUUACUAUGGUCAGCACACUUUUCGGUGGACUGCGUGGAGGAUGUUUUGACUACGCAACGGCACUUGUCAGCCGCCAAGUGCGGCUCGAUUUGUUUCGAUCGUUGGUCAAUCAAGACAUCGCUUUCUUUGAUGUCACAAAGCGAGAUAGUCUCUCGUUUACAUCGGAUUGUCAGACGAUGUCGACGACUGUGUCAACGAAUCUUACGUCUUUCUCCGCAAUGGUGUCAUGCUCGUUGCGCUCUCGUCUUUAUAUGUUCGUUAUGUCAUUGGCGUUUUGUCAUGGUUCG
Messenger RNA from Ostertagia ostertagi, 522 nucleotides. Lineage: Eukaryota; Metazoa; Nematoda; Chromadorea; Rhabditida; Trichostrongylidae. The record is from the annotation of a GenBank genome assembly.